AUGAAUGAUAGAGAUGAAAAUGAGUUCAACAAUUAUAAUGAUCAUACCAAUAUCCCAUUAGAUUUUAUUGAAAAUCAGAAAUGCCUUAACAAUAAGGACCAAGAGGAUCAUGAUUGUGAUCAAGAACAAGAAUCGGCCGGAGAAGUUAGCGAUGGAGGAGUUGGAGGACCGAGUCCUGCUGAGAUUAAGCUCAAGAUAAAGAAAUCGUUGUUGGAGUUUCGAUGCAAAAUUCAGGAUGCGAUUCUCGGAAACUAUUUGCUAGGUGAAGGAGAAAAAGUUGCAUUAACAAAGGAAAAUCUUAGAAAUGUAACUCUAUGGGGUGUUCCUUUGUUACCAAGCAAGGGAGAUGAAGGUACUGAUGUUGUUUUGAGGAAAUUCUUAAAGGCGAAAGACUUCAGAGUCAAUGAUGCAUUUGAGAUGUUGCAGAAGACAAUGAUAUGGAGGAUUAAGAAUAAUAUUGAUAAGAUUCUUGAUGAAGAUUUGGGUUCUGAUUUAGAAAAUGUCGGGUUUUUGAAUAGUCGAGAUAAGGAAGGUCGUCCGGUUAGUUACCAUCUUUACGAUGUUUACAAAGAGAAGGGUUUGUAUAAGAAGUUAUUUGGAACACAAGACAAGUGUGAGUUGUUUUUGAGGUGGAGGAUUCAAAUGAUGGAAACUGCUGUUAAAAGGUUGUGUUUUAGAGGCGGAGUUGAUGGAAUUAUUCAGGUUUAUGAUUUGAAGAAUGCUCCAAUUCAAGGAAUGAAAGAGCUUCACUCAAUCAGCAAAAAAGCUCUUCUGUUGUAUCAAAACUAUUAUCCCGAAAUCGUUUACAAAAAUAUUGUUGUAAAUGCGCCAUUUUGGUUCUACACAUCACAAGUGCUAUUCUCAAUGUUUCUGAACCCAAGAAAUAAAAAGAAGUUCAUCUUUGCAAGACCACCAAGGGUCACACCAAUUCUCCUCAAGUACAUAGCCCCGGAACAUCUUCCGGCUGAAUAUGGUGGUCUACGGAGGAACAAUGACCAAGAUUUUACCGCUGAUGAUAAGGUUUUGGAGCUUAAAAUCCGAGCGAAUUCGCUUUCUACAAUUGAAUUUCCGGUCCAUGAAUCUGGAGUGACGAUAAUGUGGGAUAUAACUGUUGUUGGAUGGGAUGUGACAUACAAAGAAGAGUUCGUUCCAGAUGAUGAAGGGUCAUACAUUAUAUUACUACAAAACCAAAAUGUUGUUGGUGACAGUACAAGAAACUCUUUUUAUAUCAGUGAACCAGGGAAGAUAAGGAUAACAGUUGAAAAUGGUAACUUCAAGAAGAAGAAAAUGUAUUAUAGAUCGAAAACAAGAGUCACUGUUCCCAUGUUCAUCUUGCUAUCGUAA
Molecule: messenger RNA, 1344 nt
Organism: Vicia faba (fava bean)
Lineage: Eukaryota; Viridiplantae; Streptophyta; Magnoliopsida; Fabales; Fabaceae
Source: the annotation of a GenBank genome assembly